Messenger RNA from Trichechus manatus latirostris (Florida manatee), 2006 nucleotides. It is a transcript of the gene MOGAT2, whose product is annotated as monoacylglycerol O-acyltransferase 2. The record is from RefSeq and is a predicted model, not a curated record. NCBI's taxonomy places the organism in Eukaryota, Metazoa, Chordata, Mammalia, Sirenia, Trichechidae. Gene Ontology annotation, molecular function: 2-acylglycerol O-acyltransferase activity; diacylglycerol O-acyltransferase activity. Gene Ontology annotation, cellular component: endoplasmic reticulum membrane. The transcript has 6 exons. Bases 38 to 1183 code for a protein of 381 amino acids. Gene Ontology annotation, biological process: diacylglycerol biosynthetic process; triglyceride biosynthetic process.
UGAGACGCAGCAGCCGGAGCCAGGCAGAGGUGUCGGCAUGGUGGAGUUCGCGCCCCUGUCUGUGCCAUGGGAGCGCAGGCUGCAGACUUUGGCAGUCCUGCAGUGGGUCUUCUCCUUCCUGUUUCUGGCCCAGAUCUGCACUGUGGUCUUCAUAGGCCUCCUGUUCACAAAAUUCUGGUUCCUCACUGUCUUGUAUGCAAUCUGGUGGUACCUGGACUGGGACAAGCCAUGGCAGGGGGGCAGGUCCAUCCAGUUCGUAAGGCGCUCGAUCGUGUGGAAGUACAUGAAGGAUUAUUUCCCUGUUUCGCUAGUCAAGACUGCUGAGCUGGACCCGUCCCGGAACUACCUUGCUGGCUUCCACCCCCAUGGGGUCCUGGCUGCCGGGGCCUUUACCAGUCUGUGCACCGAGAGUACGGGCUUUUCUACCCUCUUCCCUGGUAUCCGCCCCCAUCUGAUGAUGCUGAGCUUGUGGUUCCGGGCCCCCUUCUUCAGGGAUUACAUCAUGGCCGGGGGGCUGGUUGCAUCAGACAAGGAGAGUGUUGAUCAUUUGCUGAGAAGGAAGGAAGGCGGAAACCUGCUGGCCAUCAUUAUAGGGGGCUCUAAGGAGGCAUUGGAUGCCCAACCUGGAGCCUACAGGCUGUUGCUGCAGAACCGCAAGGGCUUUGUCAAGCUCGCUCUGAUGCACGGGGCAGCUCUGGUGCCCAUUUUCUCCUUUGGGGAGAAUGAACUAUUUGACCAGAUUAGUAACCCUCCUGGCUCCUGGUUGCGCUGGGUCCAGAACCAUCUGCAGAGUGUCAUGGGUAUCUCCCUCCCACUCUUCCACGGCCGUGGUGUCUUCCAGUACAGCUUUGGCCUCCUACCCUACCGCCGGCCCAUCACCACCGUGGGUGAGCCAAGAUCCAGACUAGGAGGGUGGGGAAGCCUAUCGAGGUGCGGAAGAUACUGCGACCCUCUCAGGAGGAGGUGGACCAUCUGCACCAGCGCUACAUCAAGGAGCUGUGCAACCUCUUUGAGGCCCACAAGCUCAAGUUCAACAUCCCCAUUGACCAGCACUUGGAGUUCUGCUGAGCAUCAAAAGGCAGGUCACAGCCAUGGAAGGCAUUGUGGGGCCCAGCUGGAGGUGCUGUGCUCUGAGCAGGCUUCCUGGAGGUGCUGGUUGAACGUGUUUCCAGAGCCGUCCUAGACCCCUGCAAAUUCAACCCAUACCAGGCCAUAAAUCAGAGCUGGCAAAGUGGGAGAGGAGACUACUCUGGCACCCCUGAUUUGCACUCCUGCUAUGAAAUCUCUGCAAGUCUCUCCCUCUCCUUGGCCGCCAUCUACUCAUCUGUGAAAUGGGAGAGGGGCCUGGAAGAGAAAGAUUUCUGAAAUCAUUGGUUGCAAUGUCUCUCAGUGGGCAGAGAAAAGAGAACAGUAAAUGAUUAUUGAGGUUUUCUUCCUCUAACCUUGAGUGAAAAGUUCCUGGGUGGCACAAAUUGUUAAGCACUCGACUAUUAGCCAAAAGGUUGGCAACUCAAAUCCACCCAGAGGUACCUCGGAAGACAGGUCUGGAGAUCUGCUUCUGAAAGUUCACAGCCUUGAAAACCCUAUGGAGCACAGUUCUACUCUGCACACAUGGGGUCACCAUGAGUUAGAAUUGACUCAACAGCAACUGAUAACAACACUUUGAGUGACAGCGCCGAAGAAGCCACCAGCUUUAGGCCCUUUUACAAACCCCCUCAUCCUGCAACCUGUCCCAGCUCCUCCCUCCUCAAAACUGGACAGGAGAGCAUGGCCACUGAGCCCUGCACUCACUACGGAGUGACAGCCAGAGGCCCUGGAAUGAGGCUAUGGAGACCUGAGCCCUUCCUAUGAGCCUCAGUUUCCCCAACUGGCUAAGAUGACCUCUGAGUCUCUGCUCUGCAUAUGCUGAAAGCUCCACGAGGAGACCUCUUAUUCGUCCUUUGCAACUUCAGCCCCUGACCUUGAUACAAAAGGGAGGCUCAAUAAAUGUCAGUUCAUUAAAUGAA